Molecule: messenger RNA, 5362 nt
Organism: Alligator sinensis (Chinese alligator)
Lineage: Eukaryota; Metazoa; Chordata; Crocodylia; Alligatoridae
Gene: CBFA2T2
Product: CBFA2/RUNX1 translocation partner 2
Exons: 13
Coding region: 616-2445 (609 amino acids)
Biological process (GO): DNA-templated transcription; negative regulation of DNA-templated transcription
Cellular component (GO): nucleus
Molecular function (GO): transcription corepressor activity
Source: RefSeq, a predicted model, not a curated record
UGCGCGCGCAACCGCGGCGCUGGCGUAGAGAGGAGCGUGUACGGGGCCGGCGAUGGUGGGGAUCCCGGGAGCCUUCCAGUUCCAGAUUGACUGCACAGCUAAUCCCUACUCUGCCAACUGGAGGAUGACCAUCCCUGUGCAGCUAGCUGGCCAGAGAAACAUGCAAGGAGGAAAUAGUUCCACAACUGUGACUUUUUAACUAGUGUUCCAGGAAUAGGCACCGAUAUACUGCGAUCGCAGAGAAGCUACUGAAUUUGGGCAGUGCACCUGCUUUGUGCCUCUGCUUCUCUGAUGGAGCUUAGCAACUGUCUGUCAGAGGCCUGAGCACAGAGCUCAGUGCCUCCUAGGAACCCAUUUUUCUACCAGGAGACCUGAGAGAGAGAGAGCGCGUGCGAGAGCGAGCAGCCUGAAGGACGUGUCUCCUCAGCAAUAUCUUGUAAAACAAUCCCUUGUUAAUUGAGAGCAAUCGGCCAAGCCAGCCAUUCCAGGUGACAUCCUGAAAGAGUUGCUGAAGGAACCUUUUUGAGAAUGAAGCCAUGGAUGGCCUUAGAGAGAGAGAGAGGAAUUCAUUGAGAGGGAACAGCCCCUUAGCCUGGUACUGCCAGAUCUGAAGGGAUGGCCCUCAUUUCCAGGAGGCUGUUUGCUAACGAGAAGAGGUUGCCAGUGAUGCCUGGAUCCCCUGUGGAAGUGAAGAUACAGUCAAGAUCCUCUCCUCCCAGCAUGCCGCCUCUGCCACCCGUGAACCCAGGAGGCCCUCGGCCAGUGUCCUUCACCCCUACAGCAUUGCCUAAUGGUAUUAACCAUUCACCCCCAACACUCAAUGGGGCACCAUCUCCGCCCCAGAGGUUCAGCAACGCUCCUGCCUCCUCCUCCUCCUCCUCACUGACCAAUCAGCAACUUCCAGCUACCUGUGGGGCCCGGCAACUCAGCAAACUAAAGCGCUUCCUUACCACCCUUCAGCAGUUCGGCAAUGACAUUUCCCCAGAGAUUGGGGAGAAGGUGCGGACGCUUGUCCUAGCAUUGGUGAACUCAACAGUGACAAUUGAAGAAUUUCACUGCAAGCUCCAAGAAGCCACCAACUUCCCUCUACGUCCCUUUGUGAUUCCAUUUCUGAAGGCCAACCUUCCACUGCUGCAGAGGGAGCUGCUGCAUUGUGCCCGAGCUGCCAAGCAAACACCAUCCCAGUACCUGGCCCAGCAUGAGCACAUUCUUCUCAACACAAACACCACAUCCCCAGCUGACUCCUCUGAGCUGCUGAUUGAGGUGAAUGGAAAUGGAAAAAGACACAGUCCAGACAGAAGAGAAGACAGUAGUUUUGAGAGAGAUCCACUGCCAUCUGAGCCUCCUGCCAAGAGAGUGUGCACCAUUAGUCCGGCUCCUCGGCACAGUCCCGCUCUGACCCUUCCACUCAUGACUUCUGCUGGGCAGUUCCACCCAACCCCACCUCCUCUUCAACACUACACCUUGGAAGACAUUGCAACUUCCCAUCUUUACAGAGACCCCAGCAAGAUGCUUGAGCACAGGGAUAUGCGUGACAGACACAGCGGUCUUGGUUUGAAUGGAGGCUAUCAGGAUGAGCUGGUGGACCACCGGUUAACAGAGAGAGAGUGGGCUGAUGAGUGGAAGCAUCUCGAUCAUGUAAGGAAUGGGAGUGGAAUUCUUUUGGUUCUGAAUAUCCAUCCUUCCAUCCGCACGCAGGCAUUGAAUUGCAUCAUGGAAAUGGUGGAGAAAACUAGGCGCUCCAUGGCAGUUCUGCGACGUUGUCAAGAGGCUGACCGGGAGGAGCUGAACUACUGGAAAAGGCGUUAUAGUGAGACUGCAGACACACGGAAGGGUGGGAGUGAACUCAUCUCAAGGCAACACAGUCCUGGGAGCUCCGACUCCAUCAGCAGCGAUUCCCUGCGGGAGUUCAGCAGCAGGUCGGGGACAGGCUAUGUCACUGAAGAGAUAUGGAAAAAAGCUGAAGAAGCUGUGAAUGAGGUGAAGCGCCAAGCCAUGUCUGAGGUACAGAAAGCUGUUGCUGAGGCCGAGCAGAAAGCAUUUGAAAUGAUUGCAUCUGAGAGGGCUCGAAUGGAGCAAACCAUUGCAGAUGCAAAGCGCCAGGCUACAGAGGAUGCUUUCCUGGUAAUAAAUGAGCAGGAAGAAUCUACGGAGAGCUGUUGGAACUGCGGCCGCAAAGCCAGUGAGACCUGCAGUGGAUGCAACAUUGCCCGGUACUGUGGCUCUUUCUGCCAGCACAAAGACUGGGAGAGGCAUCAUCGAAUCUGUGGACAGGGGUUACACAGCCAGGUGAAGCCACUUGCCCUGCCCACAGGGCGCUCCUCUGCAGCAGCUGCCAAAGCAGUUGAUGGAGUACCAAGUCCAGCCCUGGAGAAGACCUCUGCAACCACCUCGCGAUCUUCUACCCCAGCCUCUGUGACAGCAGUAGACACAAAUGGACUCUAAAUAACAAGGUUUUGUUUAGUACAUUUUAUUAAUUUUCCUAUUUUUAGACCUAAAACCCCCUUGCAGUUCAUGACAAUUUGUCAAAACUAUACCAACUACUCUAGAACACCGAUACUCUGGCUAAUGUUUGUGGGGCUUUUCCCAUGCCGUUAUAUUCUCUUACAGUUCAUAAGGAACUCAUGCCAGCCUUGCCUCAACACUGGUCUCUAACAAGUCUUGCAUCCAGAGAGCACAUCACUAGGACUGUAAGGACUAUGGUGUCUCCCUUUUUAUUUUAACUUAACUUUAUGGAAAGAGUUUUUGCAGUGGCACGCGAGAGAACCAGGCUAGCCACAUACAGUUAGGGAUGUUCUAAAUAAGGGUGAUGUGUGCUGUACUCCUUUCUACAGGGCAGCUAGGUUACCUGAAUGGUCACCUUGCUCAGCUGCUCCUCUCCUCCUGUUGGGUAGGCAUUUAACUUAUUUCAGGACACUGCAUCUUAUAUGGUGCUGUACCAGCAAAGCCAGCAGUCCCCACCAGUUAUUUGGCAGAGCUGUUUAUCCUCAUGGAAGAUGCUCAUUUGCCAGCACAGUGUAAAAUGAGCAGGUUUUUUUGGUUUUAACUCUCCCCACCUUCCCCCAUAUCUCAGAGACUGCAAGGACUGGGUACUCCAGAAGAGAGGAGUAUUCUGUUCUGCUGAAGAAAGAAUCUAAAACAAGUCACAAAACCUGAGUUCAUAAGUUGAUUGCUUUUAUAUGGCCCCCUUUUUAAUCCUUUCUCUAACUGGACAGUCCAGUGUUUUAUCAGUUUGGGUAGGAGCCUCUACAUUCAUGGACUGAAUUCAGACCAUACACAGACAUUUCAUAGUUGUCUAGUGCCCCUUCAGAGUGCGUAGAGUUAUUUUUGCUGUGCAGAAAGCACUUGUCCACUGCAUGGAAAUUGUUGGGUUUUGAGUUCUUGAUUUUGUUUUUAUUAAGCAAAUCUUCACACUACUGCAAAUCAUCAUUUAUAGUCUAUUCUUUCCAAGCAUAUUAGCCAAACUAUUUAAAAAUAAAAUCAGAGCUUCAUAUUUCACAUCAAUUUUUAAAGCAUCCAAGCCUAAUGGAAAUAGCAGAGCUCUGCUCUGUGCUCAACCUUAAUUCUAGCCAUGUAUUUUCCUUACAGGGAAAUGCAACUCUUAACACCUGGUUGCACUGCAGUCUUUAAUCAUCUUGUUCAGCAUUUGAAGCUGUUCUAAAGAUGACUUAUUAGACAAUUGAAAUCUAGCCGGAUUGUGACAUUCUGUCCACGUUUUGCUAAACUGGCUAUAAGUAGCUGUUUGGGUGUGAAGGGAAUUUUCUAAUCUAGGACAUGGUAUGUGUCCAACAUUGACCAAACUGGUUCAGUGUGUGCAGGGCGUACAGAGUUUGCCUGGAGGAUUCAUCUAAAGAUGCCCUACAAGAGCUUGUUAGAGGUGUAGCUAAUUCAACUGGAAUCGGCAUGUGCUUGAUUCAAGAUUCACACAGAUUCCUCAUGCUGCAUACCAGUAAGAUCUAGAACAUUGACUGUUGAAUAGGAUUUGUUACUUAGACUUUUCUUGUGUGAUCUUUGGAUUGGUGCCAAACAAGACAAAUAGUUCCCAAAUUCAAUGUGAUCAUUUAAAAAAAAAAAAAAAAGUAGAACCUGGUAACAGAGAUGUACUUAAUAUUCCUUUGGCUGGCAAAAAGCUAGCUCUCCACUGGCUGUGUGUCAUUGGUAUGUAAUGGUAACAAAAGGAGGAAAGUUCAAUCCAAAAAUCUUCUGGUUUUGAAGAAAGACCCCAAAAUAUAAUAUUUGGAACCUGUAGUUUUGUCCUGCAAAAGAUUAUUACUCACCACAAUUCAACCACUUGCUGCAGUUAUGGAUUACAGAUGCAUGUAACGGCUGCUCCUGAAACAUGAUGAAUAUCAACUUUGCUGCUUCUUCAAGGAAGGACAGACUGGGCUUGCUUGUAGUGGGCAGGGAGGGAAAACUGUUGUUAAUGUCGUGCUAAUCUGAACUUGGACUUAGUCCUUCCCUGGGUGUGUACUGUGGCUAUGUUUGGGUACAAGGAUGUUCAGUUUAUAUCAGCUAAAAAGAGUAGCUGAUACCUCCUGGAUAAUGGAAGCCUAUUUGGAAACUAUUCUUAUUCUGUGUAAAAUUCUCAUUUCUGUUCCCUUUGUUCCUAAUUGCUCUGAGGGUAUUUGUAGAGAAGCAGUUUAUCAUAUGUGGAGUCCUAGUCCCCUGGUUUGGGAUCAAGCCUUUUUAGAACUCAAAUUUAUGCAGGGUUGGGGAGGAACAGAGAAGAAACUAAAGUAUCUGUUUUCAUGAAAAGGUCCUUAGUCAUGUACAGCUAGAUUCUGCAGUCCCUAAACAAUCAGUGCUCCCCCUGAAGUCACAGGGAGAUUUAAAGAUCUUCUUGAUACAAUGGGAACCCCUAAAAAUAUUUAGUUGCCUCAGGUACCUAAGCUACAUUGCCACAAUUAGUUGCAGCAUCCCCUGCACUUAGCUACAGUUUUGAAAUAAUGUUGUUAAAUUUACCUAAGGGCAACUGCUGUAAAAUGAAGCCCAAAAGAGAAUGAGAGAAAUACAGCACUAUAAGGAAUUGUUUGUAAAUAGACCGUCUUCCAUAGUUUUCAUGCAACUUCAACAGCUCUCAGUGUAUUACAAUAAAACUUAACCCCAGUGUAACUGAAUGAAUACUAACAGUCAUGAUUAGAAUGAUUUUUUUAAUGGAAUGAUAAAUGUGAAAUUCUGGUACGGAAAGACAUGUUGGAUUGGGUUCUCUAUAUUUUUUUGUUCAUUUAAUUCUGUAAUACGAAUUUGUUAUUUCAUUCCUGUGCAUAACUUAUUUAAUGUACUGUAUAAAGGAACCCAAACUGUUACAGAUGUUAUUUAGUUUCUUCUACUCAAAGUAGUCAAUAAAAAAGACUAUAUUCAU